This is a messenger RNA of Cherax quadricarinatus, 1013 nucleotides long. The record is from RefSeq and is a predicted model, not a curated record. NCBI's taxonomy places the organism in Eukaryota, Metazoa, Arthropoda, Malacostraca, Decapoda, Parastacidae.
ACACUUUGUAUUGAAAACAUUGGUGAGAGUGUACGCUAGUAGUGAGGGAAGAUUUGUUUAGUGCAAGCUGUGUCCUCAGCAGUGUUCUGAGACUCAACACUUGCUCACACAACAUGGCUCACUCCAAGAAGAGGCAGAAGGAGUCCCAGACGGCGCACAAGGAGAAGCGAAGGCCAUUAAAACAACCGUUUAGACAACUAAGGAACAGUGAGAAGCGGAAAGAGAAAUCUCGGGAUGCUGCGAGAUGUCGUCGAGGGAAGGAGAGCGAGAUCUUCAGCGAGCUGGCCAGUGCUCUGCCCCUCCCACCACAGACUGUGGCACAGCUCGACAAGGCCUCUGUCAUGAGGCUGACUCUGGCCUUUCUCAAAACUCGAGCACUUUGUCAGGCAGGCUUGAGCAAGGUGGUCUGUAAGAAUGACAGUAAAGGCAACAGCAGCAAAUUGGACAUAGAAAUGGAUGCUCUGCUGCUCAAGGCUCUUGAUGGCUUCCUUCUCGUCCUCUCUACCGACGGUGACAUUGUCUACACCUCUGAGAACAUCAUCGCUUUCCUCGGCCUUCCCCAGGUGGAUGUGAUGGGACAGUCACUUUACGAAUAUACUCAUCCGUGCGACCACGAAGAAGUGCGGGAACUCAUGUCAGCCAAAGAGUUGCAAGAGCCUCGCUAUGCCUUCCUCAGACUUAAGUGCACUCUUACUGCCAAAGGUCGCUCCGUCAAUCUCAAGAGUGCUUCCUACAAGGUGGUGCAGGUGAGCGGAGAGAUGGUAGGUGGAGAGAAGGAGGCUUGGUUGGUGGCACUGGGUUCACCUGUGCCUCACCCGUCUAACAUAGAGUUCCCACUGGACAAACAAACCUUUGUUAGCAAGCACUCUCUCGACAUGAAGUUCACCUAUGUUGAUGAUGACCUAAUGUUUAUACUAGUGAAUUGUGAAUCUAGGUCUUCCUCCUUGCACCUAGGUCCUGUAUAUCUAGGUCCCCUACACCUAGGGCCUAUGUGCCUAGAUCCCUGCAUCUAG